Messenger RNA from Rhodotorula graminis WP1, 1074 nucleotides. RefSeq lists its product as uncharacterized. Gene Ontology annotation, cellular component: plasma membrane. The record is from RefSeq and is a predicted model, not a curated record. The annotation marks the transcript as partial. Lineage: Eukaryota; Fungi; Basidiomycota; Microbotryomycetes; Sporidiobolales; Sporidiobolaceae. Gene Ontology annotation, biological process: monoatomic cation transport. Gene Ontology annotation, molecular function: monoatomic cation transmembrane transporter activity. The transcript has 5 exons.
CAGACCCUGCCCGUCCUGCUCCUGUCGCUCGUCGGCGCCGUCUUGACUGGCGAGCUGCUCCAGAAACUACAAACGUGGCGCGUCUUCAUCCGCAUCGAGGAGCUCUUCAUCCUCGUCCCGAUCCUCCUCAACCUCAAGGGCAACCUCGAGAUGAACCUCGCCGCGCGCUUCUCGACCUCGGCCAACAUUGGCGAGCUCGACCUGCGCCUCACGCGGCGGUCCCUCAUCCUGGGCAACCUCGCGCUCCUUCAAGUGCAGGCCCUCAUCGUCUCGCUCCUGUCGGGCCUCCUAGCCUUCGUCCUCGGCCUCGCCUCGCGCAAGGGCGUACACCACGCGCUCCAGAACCCGAUCCACGACCCGGCGUCGGCCGUCAACGCGGCGGCGGGCGGGCUCGACGCGACGGCCGCGCUCCGGGGCGGCUACUUCGAGGCGCUCCUCGUCCUGUGCGUCAGCAUGCUCGCGGCGGGCAUCAGCAGCGGCGUCCUCGGCAGCUUCAUGUGCUCGCUCGUCGUCCUCUGCCGGCGGAUCCACGUCAACCCAGACAACAUCGCGACGCCGGUCGCGUCUGCUCUCGGCGACAUGGUGACGCUCGUCAUCCUCGGCGGGCUCUCGAGCCUCUUCAUCCUCUUCAUGGGCACAAUCGUCUCGACGCUCGUCUUCAUCGUCCUUCUCGGCGUCAUCGCCGUCAACGUCGUCCUCACGUUCCGCAACGCCUACGUCCACGAGCUGCUCACGAUCGGGUGGGGACCACUCUUUGCGGCCAUGGCCAUCUCGAGUGGCUCUGGCGUCGUCCUCGAGACGUACGUCAACCAGCUCCCCGCCUUCGCCCUCGUGUCGCCCGUCGUGACGGCCCUGUCGGGCGCAGCCGGGUCCAUCUCGGUGUCGCGCAUCUCGACCGCUCUGCACUCGGGCCGCAAGGAGCCGUACCUCGUCGUCGCCGCGACCCUGUUUGCGCUCGCGUGCCCGAUCCUCGGCCUCUUCCUCGUCUUCCUGUGGUUGACGGGCCAGGCCGAGGUGACGACGCUCUUUGCGGGAGGGUUUAUGGUCGUCGUCGCGAUCCAGGUGCGCCCGUGA